UGAUUUUGGCCAUUUCGCUUUCCCUUUUUCAGCGUUCGGCGUUACACUUCCUCCCUCCUCUCGAUUCAGCUCUGCAUUUUUCUUUCCUUUCCUCGCUGUUUCUUCCCCGACUGAUUCACCACGAAAUCUUACUUGGGUCGCCCCCAAUUUCACGUUUUUCCCCGUCUCCCAUCCUCUAGGGUUCUUGCAAUUCGCCAAGCAAACGCUUUUCCUCAUCUGGGUAACUCCCAGAUCUCUGUCUCCGAUCUUGCGUCGUUCUUGAUUUCUUCCCACGAUUUUUGAUUUCUGGGCAAUCAGAUGUCGGGAGGCUACGCAAUCGAGCUGUACUUCGACCCGGCGCUCGAGAACCAGGUCCUGAAAGCUUGGAACGUCUUCGCCCGCCGACAAAUCAGCACGAAACUGAUCGACACCGAGUCUCGCCCUCACAUAACCCUCUUCUCGACCGCCGUCGUCGAUUCAUCGAAGCUCGAAUCCGUCAUCAAGGUCUUCGCUUCGAAGCAGGAACCCCUCUCGCUCUCGUUCUCCUCCAUCGGCAGCUUCCCUUGCGACAACAACGUGCUGUUCCUCUCGCCGACACCGUCUCUUUCGCUGCUUCAGUUGCAGGCUCAGCUAUGCGACGCGAUGAGGAAAGAAGGUGUCGAGAUUAGCGAGGAAUAUCGCGCCGAUUCAUGGAUUCCAUUCUGUCCCGUGGCUCUGGAAGUGCCGAAGACGCGAAUGGCGGAGGCAUUCUCGGUGUUGAGGGAUUUGAAGCUCCCCGUCAAUGGGUACAGCAUGGAAAUUGGUCUGGUUGAGUUGUCUCCUGUUCGUGAAGUCUUCUCGUUUGCUCUCGGUAACACUUUGGAGUCUUGAUGAUUUAGCUGUUUGUUUCCAAAUCUUGACGAAAUAGAUAGUGUUCACUUGUAUUCAGAUUGAUUGAUGGUUGGUGUUAAUUCUCCCGGUAGAAUGUUCUUGCUACUAUGCAACGAUGGAUUUCUAAGGAAUAGUUGAAGAAUUGCAUAUUGAUCCAUAUCCAUAUCUUUCUGUUCAAGAUUUCUCGAGGUAAUUAUUCUUUGGGGAAAGAUAAGAACUCGGAUCUUGUUGUGUGGUGAGACUGAGCAUUCUUAGCAAUAUAGCAUGUCUGCUAGUGUGCUAAGUAGCAGUGCCUUUGAGGAAUGUAUCUUCAUCACCGAGGUUUUCUCGGUAUAUUGGUGAAGUAUUGUAGAGUUCAUUUGCAGCCUAUUGUCCGUAAGUUUUCUCUUUGCCGGUUUAGCUUGUUCGAAGUCUUUGAUGGAGUGAACUUAUUGGGCACAGAAUGUAAAGAUAUUGUAAUUGAAGUCAUCUGCCUUCUUUCAAA
Tarenaya hassleriana is the source of this 1333-nucleotide messenger RNA. RefSeq lists its product as uncharacterized. The transcript has a single exon. Lineage: Eukaryota; Viridiplantae; Streptophyta; Magnoliopsida; Brassicales; Cleomaceae. The record is from RefSeq and is a predicted model, not a curated record. The coding region runs from base 298 to 849 and encodes 183 amino acids.